ACGGCCACCCGCGCCCCGGUUCCCCCGAGAUGCGGGCGGGCGGCGGCGGGGGCUCCGCGCCCCGAAAAGGGGGUCCCCAGCGACCCCCCGCCCCGCUGCCCCUCGACCCCAUCGGACGCUUUGUGUUAUUCUUGGAAAGUUUCGCACCACUUGUGAAUUCCUUGAACCUUGGCAUUGCAAGCCCACUUCUGUUGGGCCCUCCUCCUUUACAGCUUGCACAAAUUAAGACACAGUUGGCUCUUCAGCAAUUGACCUCAGUUGCUCCCAACAGUUCUGCACCUCCUAAUGCUUGGUUCAAUCAGGCAGUUCUGAAAAGCGCGAUGUUUAGCCCUAGAGGAACUUUACCUCAGAGGCCGAGAGGACCUAAUCCGUCUGGCACCAAACCUCCAGGAUCCUUUAGGGGAGGAGGUGCAGCGGGUCUGCAGAGAAAGCCUGCACCUGGAACGCCCCAAGGGAUGUCACAGAGAUUUUCGGGACAGGAAACUUUUCAGUGGACGGGUUCCCAGAGGAUAAACGUUCGGGUAACUCUGCACAGGCCUGAUCCAAGGAAGGUGAAAGAGAAGACAAACCUACACCAGGAGCAGAAGGCAGAGCCUCGCACAAGUCACUGGGAUAGCAGCCCCUGCUCAGCUGGGACAGCUGGGCAAAAGCCACCUGCCUCGGCCCCCAUCUCAGAGCAGAAUUCAAAUGCCCAGAACCGCUACACACCAGAAAGCGCUUCCAGUAUUUUAGCGAGUUUUGGGCUGUCCAAUGAAGAUUUGGAGGAACUCAGUCGCUAUCCAGAUGAUCAGUUAACGCCUGAAAACAUGCCGCUGAUCUUGAGAGAAAUACGGAUUCGUAAGAUGGGUCAUUCUUUAUCUGGCUUACAUACCCAGAGCCGAGGAGAAGAAACGGUUGGUGGUACGAGUGGUGCAGCAGUCAAGAGUAAAGUGAUUGAUUACGGGCAUGCGAGCAAAUACGGUUACACUGAAGAUCCCCUGGAAGUGCGUGCUUAUAAUCCUGACGUGCUGACGGAAGAGCCUCUCGAAGCACGUGUCUAUAAUCCUGAAGCAUCGAGCAGCGAGAACAGGGAAGACUUCCAGCGGGAGCAGAACAUGUCCAUGGGUGUCCCACCGUCUAGCGUGGCGUGUAAUCCAGUGUUUCCCGUUGAAGAUUUAAUAAAACCGUCGGGGUUCCAGAAUGAUUCCUCAAAUACUCGAUCGUUUUUUCCGGCCGAGACCUCCUCGGGAAAGGUGUCUGGAUUGUGCACAGCACCCGCUGGGCUCCCCGUGGUGAAAUCUGUAUCCCAGCCUGCCAUACCUCCCGUCAUGCCACCGAUGAUGCCACCGAUGAUGCCACCCCUGGCACUGCCCAUGAUGCCGCCUGUCAUGCCGCCUCUCGUCCAGCAGUCGAUGACCCAGCACGUCAUGCCACCGAUGACCCAUCCACCCUUUUCGGCUGAACUUCUUGCAGCUAUAAGCCGGCACGAAAGAACUCAGCGUGAGGUGGGGACGAGCCAGUCCAAUGCCCAGAGCGGCUCAGGAGCAGGACAGAAGCCCUUCCAGACUCAGGCUGAGGGGCCAAUUAAAUCUCCUUUUGGUGUUGUGAAAGCAUCGUGGCUGCCAGUGUUUCCACAGUCUGAUACCCAGAAGAUAAAAAGAUUGCCCACUCCGUCAAUGAUGAAUGACUACUAUGCUACAUCUCCGAGAAUAUUUCCACAUAUGUGUUCUCUGUGUAACAUUGAAUGCACUCAUAUGAAGGACUGGAUUCUGCACCAGAACACGCCUUCUCACAUCGAAAGCUGCCGCCAGUUACGUCAACAAUACCCCGACUGGAACCCUGAGGCUCAUUCCUCAAAGAGAAAUGCCGGCGACAGGAAAGAAAACCAGACCCCAAAGCGCCGUUCCAACUCUGCCAGUCCCAGUCCGAGACGUUCGAGGGUCACGGGCUCCAGCUACGUUCUGCGCCGGUCGCGGUCGCGGUCCAGGAGCCCUGGCCGCUUCAGGCCAACGAGGCCGAGAAGUCGAAGCCCGCGGCAGAUGCGACGGCUCAGCCCCAGGCACAGGUCAAGGUCACCGCAGCGGUCGAGGAAUCCCCUGAGAACGAGUCCACGACCUCCGAGAUCGUCCAGUAAUGAUUGGUCGUCAAGGAGGUCAACCCGAUCUCAAGACAGAAAGGCAGCUCUGGAGGCGGUAGUGAAAAGUUUGGGACCUGGCUUUGUAGCAGAGUUCAAUAAACAUAAGUCCCUUCAAGCAGCUGGGCAAGGAUCUUCGGGAUCGGGAAAGUCACCCUCUCAUGGGCUCUUAAGGAAGAUGCCUGGCAAUGCGAAGAAGCCGCUGAAAACAAGUGUUUCUCCAAAGUCUUCAAAGAAGGACGUGCCGUCUUUGCCUGGAUCAAGCUCGUCAUCUCCUGAAGCUGAUGAUUUACCCCAAAGCAAAGAAAUGGAAGAGGAUGAGGAAGACUUACCCACAGGAACCAGUGGACCUCGUCCUACUUCUUAUAAUAGGCUGUUGAGAGAGGAAUUGCUGAGUUGUGGGACAGUCCUUCAAAUAUCUGAUUUACCGGAUGAUGGCUUUUCAGAUCAAGAUAUUAAAAAAAUUGUUCAGCCGUUUGGCAAAGUUAGUGAUCUCAUUGUACUUCGCUCUAGAAAUGAGGCUUUCUUGGAAAUGAACUACAAAGAAGCAGUGAUAGCAGCUGUGAAAUAUGGUGAAACUGUGCCAGUGCUGGUAAAUGGAAAACGGGUGAAAAUAAGUGUAGCAGAGAAGCCAAAAUCAUCUCCUGGUCAGGCCAAAAUGACUAUCAGAAAACGAGCUCAGAAUAUUAAAAAAGUCGCACCAAGUACGAAAAAAGAUCAGAACACCACCACUAAGAGAACUAAAUCCAUUACAGGUAAAAAAGAAAGGACUAAGAAAUCGACAAUGACAGGAGAUAGUAAAAUCAAGAAAACUUCAAAAACUGCGGCAAAAUCUACAGAUGAAGACCUUCAGCUCUCAGCAGAAGCUGAAAUGGAAGUUGGGGAAACCAAGCUGUCAGACCCAAAGAACAUCACGGAAGAGGGCAGUGUUCCAGAGCCUGUGAAGACAGCAGAGACUCAGGCCAAAGGGGUGACUAAUCCCGCACCUGGACUAGAGAAACUAGCGCAGAUGCCUCAGGUGGCGGAGUUGGACUUGGAUAAGGUUAAUGAAGCUCCAGUUGAUCAAGAAGCUACGAUAACAACUACAAAGAGCGAAGAAUCAACAGAACCAGCUAGCAAGGAACCUGAUGAUAUAUGUGUGGUUCUUAUUUCCAACUUGCCUGAGAAAGGAUAUUCUGUCGAGGAGGUUUCCAACCUAGCAAAGCCAUUUGGAGGACUGAGGGAUGUGCUAAUUUUAUCAUCUCAUAAAAAGGCAUAUCUUGAAAUAAAUAGAAAAUCCGCAGAUUCCAUGGUUAAAUUUUACACCUGCUUUCCAAUGUCACUGGAUGGAAAUCAGCUCAGCAUCAACAUGGUGCCUCAGUAUAAGUCUAUAAAAGAUGAAGAAGCAAUAUUUACUGCUAUAAUUAAAGAUUCUGACCCUAAGGUAAAUACUGAAACUGUUCACAAUCAGUUUGUGCAUCUCGGGAACUUGCCAGAUGAUGGAUACAGAGAACUUGAAGCAGUUUGUGUGGGACUUCGAUUUGGGAAAGUAGAUCAUUAUGUUGUGCUGAAGAAUAAAAACAAGGCAAUUCUGCAGCUGGAUAGUCCCAAAUCAGCCCAAUCCAUGUACAGCUUCCUGAAGCAAUAUCCGUAUAACAUGGGUGAGCAUACCUUGACCUGUACCUUGUCACCCAAUGGAGAGUCUGCUGAGGCUGAAGUUGUGAAAAAAGAAGUGAAGAAAGAGGAACCAAGCAAAGGAAGCUCUGGCUUGAAAAAAUAUCCAGAGGGAUCAGGAGUGGUGCAAACAGCAGCUGCUAAUCCUCCAGUAGAGCCUAGUGUGGCAAAGAAAGGACCCAUUUCCACCCUUAAUGUCAAAGACGAGAUGUCAGCAGGACAGAUAGAGCCCUCUGAGUCCCAUCUUGAAAGAGCAGGAAGGGAGUCCGCUGCAAGACUGGCAGAGCCGUCUGCGGAGAAAGGAGGCGCCGGGGUCGAAGUUACUGUGGCAUCUACCAAAUCCGCUGGUACCCAGGCGUCCGAAGCGAAGUCAGAAGAGACGCUGCCGCCGCCGCCUUCCAGCGCGGAGAAAGAGGAGGCAGUUAAAGCUGGCGCCGAGUCGAAGGCGUUUGGAUCUGCUGUUGGGUCUGCGCCGGCGAGGGAAGUUAAAGGUGGAGAGGUGUCUGCCCCUGCCACCGAGCCUCCAGAAGAGCCGCCCGACGUGGGCGAGGCCGCAGGUGUGCCCCCAGGCCGUGCUGUGGCGGCAGGGCACGCGCCGGCGGCCGUCCCGGCAGCGGUGCCCCCUGGCUCUGCUGCAGCUUCAGUGGAGACGGCGUCAUCUGCUGUCACACAGCCAACCAGCCAGUCGGGCCCGCCUGGGAGAGACCCCGUUUCUGAUGCUGUGAAAACCGAACGUGAGAUGCCUGGAACUCAGAUACCGGAGAAGAAACCCGCGCUUAAGUUUGGGGCGGCCACGGAGAAGAAGCUGGAUGACCCAAAGAUGAAACCAGAAGAGUCUGCGCUCAAAGCUGGAAGGGCCGCGGAGGAGAACCCCGCAAAGCUUUUGGUCAAGACUGAGGCAGAGACAGCGAAGAAACUUGGAGCCAGCGUUGAGGCUGCUGUGGAAAAUGCUGCGAACGCUGCCGGUGAGAGCAACGAGGGAAGUUUAAUCAAAGCCCAUCAAAAUAAAGGAACGGGACCAGCAAAAACUGAUGAAACCUGCAAAGCAGAUAUGUUAAACUCCUCUUUAGCUGUCAAAGAAUCUUCCUCUGUUGGUAAAACGAUUUUAAAGGCCAUAGUGUCUCUUCCAGAUAUAUCAAAGUCAAGGGUUCCAGUACAGAGAAAUGAGCCUUCCCUGUGUAAAGGAGGGGAGCAGAAAGCUCCCUCGAAACCUGAGAGCCAAGGCCAAGCAGCAGUGGAGAAGAAAAUCGCAUCCAGAGAAGCGGGUCAUCCGAGACCUGACGGCAGCCAGUCAAGCCUGGGAGAUGGCAGCGGCAGAUGUAAAGUGAGCAGAAGUUCUGUUGUUGAUGGAAAGGGAGGCAAUGGGAGCAGCUCACCUCCGCAAGAGAAGGACUCACGAGUGGAAUCUAGGGCUAGUUCAAAACAGUCUCAAGAGGGAGAGAGUAGAUCAUCCAGCAUGAAGACAGACAACAGCAGCAAUAAGGCUUCUGUUGGUGGCAAUACUAAAACUUCAAAAAGCAGCACUAGCAGCAGCACAAGCCAGAAGGAGGAAGAAGAGCUGUUCCCAUUUAACCUGGAUGAAUUCGUUACUGUGGAUGAGGUCGUAGAAGAAACGGAGUCUCCCGUUAAAACACAGCGCAAUCCACCCAGGGGGAAGAGAAAAGAGGGUGCUAAAGCCAACUCCUCUUCUGAGCCUAGCUCCAAGAGAAGGAAAGGGAAGAGCUCCCUCGCCUGCGCCGCCGAAAGCGAACUCUCUUUUGUCACUUUGGAUGAAAUCGGUGAGGAGGAGGACGUGACUGCACAGCUAAUGGGAGUCGCUAAUUUAGAAGCGCUGAGUGACCCGCAGGGCCUGGUUGUAGUGGAUGAAGUGAUGGAAGAGGAGGAACUUGUGUCAGAAGCAAAGGAUCCGCAGUCGCUUGUUACGUUGGAUGAGAUAUCGGAGCAGGAGGAGCUUCAUUCCCAUAAAGUCGUGCCCAGGGUGCUUUUUGAGGAGCAGGGUUUGAAAGCUGAACCCUUGGUAACGGUGGAUGAAAUCGGGGAAGUAGAAGAGCUGCCUCUGAACGAGCCUACAGACCUGAGCGCCGAGGAUGUGCUGAAGGCCAAGGAGGACAGUAAAGUGGCUGCUGAGGAUGCCGGGGACUGUGCUUCCUCCCAGGUGCCUGAUGAUCCCAGUGCUUUAGUGACAGUAGAUGAGAUACAAGAGGACAACGAAGAUAACCCUCUAGUGACUUUGGAUGAAGUUAACGAGGAUGAAGAUGAUUUUCUGGCUGAUUUCAAUCGCCUGAAAGAGGAGCUAAACUUUGUUACAGUAGAUGAAGUUGGAGAGGAGGACGAGGAAGAGGAAAACACUUUCCCAGGGAAAAGUCUGAAUGAGGAUGAAGACGACGAAGAUAUUGUUGCUGUUGCAGGACCAGAAGAAGAAGAAAUUGCUGCCAUUGCAGGACCAGAAGAGGAGGAUAUUGUUGCUGUCGCAGGACCAGAAGAAAUGGAAAUUCUGGGAGAUAUGAGUCCAGAAGCAGAAAUUAUUGCAGUCUCGAAAUCAAAAGCAGAUCAGCUGGGAUCAGGAGAUAAAGAACCAGAGCCGAAGCGGAAGAAAACAGCUUCUUCAGAUGUAUCAAAGGCGCAGAGUACUCCAAAAGAUUUGGAUUACCUCGUUCCAAAGGCUGGCUUCUUCUGUCAGAUCUGCUCGCUGUUCUACGCGGAUGAGCUGUCUGUGAAAAACCACUGCAAGACACCGCUUCAUCAGCAAAACAUGGAGAAAUUCAUGGCCAAGCAGAAGGACGAGGAUAACGACGGGGAGGAGCAGAGCUCAAGGUGAUUGGAGGAAAGAAGAGUUCUUUCAGUGAAUUAAACUUAGGGUCCAGUCAAUUUUGUGUAUUUUGUUAUGAUUUAAUUUGUAAUUUUGUUGCAGAAGCAAGCAUUCAUGUUGUAUAAAUUUGAGCUCAGUAUAGGCACAGACUAAAUGAAAAAACGUAUGGUGGCUUUGAUUUGUAUAUCAAAUCAUCUGACUUGGGAGAGACUUCUUUUACAAGUGUUGACAUAAAAUAAAUGUUCUUACUGUAUAGUUA
Molecule: messenger RNA, 6834 nt
Organism: Tyto alba (common barn owl)
Lineage: Eukaryota; Metazoa; Chordata; Aves; Strigiformes; Tytonidae
Gene: ZNF638
Product: zinc finger protein 638
Exons: 26
Coding region: 30-6584 (2184 amino acids)
Biological process (GO): regulation of RNA splicing; RNA splicing
Cellular component (GO): nucleus
Molecular function (GO): mRNA binding; zinc ion binding
Source: RefSeq, a predicted model, not a curated record